CGCCGCCAUCUUUGCUCCCGGUGCCCCGGCCCGGCUCCAGCAUGUCCGAGACCUACGAUUUCCUCUUCAAGUUCCUGGUGAUCGGCAGCGCCGGCACCGGCAAGUCCUGCCUGCUGCACCACUUCAUCGAGAGCAAGUUCAAGCAGGAUUCCAACCACACCAUCGGGGUGGAGUUCGGCUCCAAGGUCGUCAACGUGGGCGGGAAAACGGUGAAACUUCAGAUCUGGGACACGGCCGGCCAGGAGCGCUUCAGGUCGGUGACCCGCAGUUACUACCGGGGGGCCGCGGGGGCGCUGCUCGUCUAUGACAUCACCAGCCGGGAGACGUACAACGCGCUGGCGCAGUGGCUGACGGACGCCCGGACCCUGGCCAGCCCCAACAUCGUCAUCAUCCUCUGCGGCAACAAGAAGGACCUGGAGGGCGAGCGGGAGGUGACGUUCCUGGAGGCCUCGCGCUUCGCCCAGGAGAACGAGCUGAUGUUCCUGGAGACGAGCGCGCUGACGGGCGAGAACGUGGAGGAGGCGUUCCUCAAGUGCGCCCGCACCAUCCUCAACAAGAUCGAAUCCGGGGAGCUGGAUCCCGAGCGGAUGGGAUCGGGGAUCCAGUACGGGGACGCGUCGCUCCGGCAGCUCCGGCAGCCCCGGGGGGCUCCGGCCCCGAGCCGGCAGAGCUGCGGCUGCUGAGACCCCCCCAAAAUAUUCCCAAAAAACAGGACCAGGUGCCUCCGCUGGAUCUCGGGGACCCCCCCAGGAAUUUUUGGGGGGGGUCUCUCCUCCCCCGCCGCCCCCAAAAACCCAAAUUCGGGGUCCAAAUCCGCUGCUUUUGGGCAAAAGAAUUCCCAAGAAUCCCUUGGAUUCCGGAGGGGGAUCCCCUCCCCCCCCAGUGCGGUUUUUGGGGGUUUCCCCCAAAUUUCCCAGGUUUAUUUUUGCCUUUUUUUGCCAUUUUUUGGUGGUUUUGGCGUUUAUCGAAGCGGGAUUUUUUUCCUGGGGGGUCCCCCCCGUUUUUUGGGAGGGGUCCCCCAAUGUUUUCGGGGGGGGUGGGGGUCGCCCCCUCUCCCAAAUUUUU
This is a messenger RNA of Pseudopodoces humilis (Tibetan ground-tit), 1065 nucleotides long. The record is from RefSeq and is a predicted model, not a curated record. Lineage: Eukaryota; Metazoa; Chordata; Aves; Passeriformes; Paridae.